CUUUCUCAACUACCUUCUUUAUUCCCUACUUUAUUCCCCACUCUACUGUGCAGACUGUUAGUACAUUAACGUUUAAAAUGUACUAGUAUACUAAUAAUAUACAACUAAACAUGGAUCGUAAAAGGUCCAAAGUUACACCGGAGAACUACACCCGAGCAAUCGUCUCUCUCUCUAGAAGAUAUUCGAGCACCUCCGUCUUCCCUGGAAACAAUUAUGUCGAUAUCGGGGAAUGGAUGCUACAAGACCGUAGUCUUCUUGAUUCUGCAAAAAAGGAAGACAAUAAUACUCUCUUUGCUUCCGAUUCCAAACAACCUCACGAUUUGGUUAUUGUAUACAACAGUGGAGAGAAGAGAUGGGAUGUGCAACAAUAUAGCCAAGAGCAACAUGAGGCCUUCUUUGCUGCAAACACUGUUCCAGAGGCAGGUUGUGGGCAAUUAAUCUUCAUUCGUGGCUUCAUAUCACCAUCGUGGGUGUCAACAAUUGGGAGCAAAUAUAACAUUGAUCCAGAAUUCUUCAGGCGACAUAUGGAUUUCCUUUCUGCGAGUGUUGACCGACAUGCGUACAGUUUCCCAUCGCUUGCCAGUUCCUCAAAUACCAUAUUUCGACUUUGUGUGAGCACUCUUCUUCAUCGCGAUGAUUUCGGUGGACAGCAUCUCCAGUCGCAGCGGUCAGGUCAAUCCACUGAGCUUGGGACAUACAGGAUACAACAGCUUGGGUCCACUAGAGUCUGCUGCGGAGACUCGCUGGUGCGCGAGUACUCUACUCUGUGCCCGUGUUUCUCUGUGAUCGAGCAAUGGAUCUCGCUCUGCGUUACAAACACAGAUAAGGGUUGGGCUGUCAUCGCCUGGAUGGACCAAGGUAGACCCUUGGAAAAGUCUCCCCCGGGACCAUGGUCAAGCCACAUCGAAUCCAAGGCUACACCAUUACCUGUAAUACAACAUCAUCACAAGAUGGCAUUCCGAACAACGAUCAAUCGUCUGGAUCCAGAUGCGAAUGCUUCAGCAGAGGUUCAGCAAAGCGCGGCUAUCCUUCCCCUCCAGUACGAUUCUUUGAUUGCGCUUGUCGAUCUCGCUCGUCGCGCGCCUCAAGAUCCGCUUUCUAUGUGCCUCCCAUUGUUUGCACAUGCUGCUUUUUCCGAAGUUCAGUUUCUUAACCUUAUGGAGUCCAGGAUUCGGAUUCAGAUCGAUGCCAUAGCCGAAGGAGUUUCAGGUGACGCAUUGGGAACUUUUCAAUACUUUUCCAAUAUUCUCAACAGGCAUGCCCAGCAGCUAAAAGAUAGCACUCGUGCAUUCUACAAGUUGGCUGAGCGAAGCAGUCAAGGAUCGAAUGGUUUCAGAGCGGAAAGCCCAGUGCCUAGAAGCGCAGUGGCGCAAGGUCUUGGCAUGCGCAGGCAGGCGUCAGAGACAGAGUCGGCUAGAAGCAUUGGAUCAAGUACUUCCGACAGUGCCUUCACAGUAAAAGGCCUCUGGGAAGACUAUGAGCAACUUCAUGUUCGUUGCGUCGACUUGUCAAAACUGUGCACCCAGGGCAUCAAUCUGGCGAUGAACAAAGCUGCAAUCGAGGAAUCCCGAAAAGCGAUUGAGCAAUCAGAGCGAUUGAAGAAAUUGACCCUGCUUGCGACACUCUUCAUUCCUCUUACCUUCAGCGCCAGCCUGUUUGGCAUGAAUAUCGAUAUCCUUGGGCAGAACGGGGUGCAAUUUUGGUGGUUUUUUGUUUUGUGUAUCCCAAUAACUCUGUCUGUCUACAUUCUUUAUCUGUGGGACUUUGAGGUUCUGAGGCGUUCUUGGGUGAGACUCUGGGAAAGGUGUCGCUGUAUGAGGCGAGACAGAACGGUUGGGAAAAGCGAUAAGGACCCGAGUCACAUUGUUUGAUUUUGGUUUUCCGCUGCAGCGUCUCGUCGGUCCUAAUUCCAACAACUGUACUACGUAUGAGUAUUAUUGCUCUUUUGUAAUAGGGAGGAGGACAGGUGACGCCUCUUUAAGUGAAGCCUUGGCCAAGAUGCAGUCAUCCAUGUAACACAAACCCCUCAUCUGUUGACUGUGCCCCGCAAGAUAA
Messenger RNA from Aaosphaeria arxii CBS 175.79, 2055 nucleotides. RefSeq lists its product as uncharacterized. Gene Ontology annotation, molecular function: metal ion transmembrane transporter activity. NCBI's taxonomy places the organism in Eukaryota, Fungi, Ascomycota, Dothideomycetes, Pleosporales. Bases 111 to 1871 code for a protein of 586 amino acids. Gene Ontology annotation, cellular component: membrane. The transcript has 3 exons. Gene Ontology annotation, biological process: transmembrane transport; metal ion transport. The record is from RefSeq and is a predicted model, not a curated record.